Molecule: messenger RNA, 1368 nt
Organism: Emericellopsis atlantica
Lineage: Eukaryota; Fungi; Ascomycota; Sordariomycetes; Hypocreales; Bionectriaceae
Exons: 1
Coding region: 1-1368 (455 amino acids)
Molecular function (GO): protein binding
Source: RefSeq, a predicted model, not a curated record
AUGGCCUCGGAUGCGCCCACCGCCACAUCCCCGCGGGACGAGCUUGCCUCGCAAUCGAACCAAGACUCUCUCACUCUGCCCCCGCAGAUGACCUCGCCAAACCCUCAGCAACCGACACGCGCAAGGCCACUGUCGCACGCCUCAAGAAGCCGCUUGUCGCAAUACUCAGCCAGCUCUAUACCCACGAGGUCGCGACCGGUAUCGCACGCCUUUCCCAUAUUCACCUCGAGCCUGCCAUACUCGUUGGUCCGCGACUUUGCGUACGGGUCGGCGCACCCGUUGCACUAUGGCCCGCCUCCAGAGCCGUCCGGACCACCCUCGGGCAUGACCACGCCUGCCAGCGAGCAUAAGCGAUUUUCGGACCCGCCAAUGGCUUGGGACUCGUGGACGGUGGAUGGCUUCAACAGGGGUUACAACAUUCCCCCCAUUCAGCCGGGUGACGGGCCGCCAUACAGCGAGGACGAGGACCUGCAGAGUCCUGUGGUAUCGACUCGCCAUCGCAAGCAUAAAUCGACCUCGGCAGCCCUGGGUGGUCCCGCAUACGGUACGGAGAGGGGAUACUAUAUCGACUCGGGCCCCGACGGGAGUGAGAGGUACUAUGUCGAUCAUGGUUUGGGAGGGGAGUAUGUCAGCUACCCACCGGGGGAGGUGCGGCACAGUCGAGCGUAUCAUUUCGCCCAGCAACCCCAGCAUGGCCAUGAAGCGCCCGAGGGUGACAGCUCGCCACCUUCGCCGGCAUUUGAUGGGCCAGACGAGUCGAGAUACUCGCGGGAUUACCAGUUCACGAUAACGUCGCCUGACGAAGAAUUCCAUGGUAAAGCUGUGGCGCUCUUUGAUUUCGCGCGGGAGAAUGAAAAUGAACUGCCUCUGGUGGAGGGCCAGGUCAUCUGGGUAUCAUAUCGCCACGGACAAGGCUGGCUCGUUGCCGAGGACCCCAAGACCCAGGAGAGUGGACUGGUGCCUGAGGAGUACGUGCGUCUCCUGCGGGACAUUGAAGGAGGUAUGACAAGCUUGACCGGGCAGGUUGGCGACGGGUUUGCUUCGCCCAACGAUGUGCCUACGCCUACCCAGCCUGAGCACACUGGGCAAUGCCCACCACCACCCGCACAGGGCAAUGGAGCGAAUGGGUACCAUCAGCCUGUGCUUUCCGUCUUCUCGACGUCGAGCAAGGAUCUGAACCCCUACCCGACCGGGCAACUCGGGCUGUCUACCGGACAAGCACCGCCUCAGGUGGUUCACUAUCAUGGACAAAGGGGCGGCAGCCGAGCGAACACGCCGACUCUGGCCCAGCAUGAGGGACUGGGACGGCGCGAAAGCCAGGACACGGGCAGUGGGCAGGAUGCUGCCGCGCCGUUGACGGAACGGUGA